Molecule: messenger RNA, 811 nt
Organism: Cavia porcellus (domestic guinea pig)
Lineage: Eukaryota; Metazoa; Chordata; Mammalia; Rodentia; Caviidae
Product: testis-expressed protein 47-like
Exons: 1
Coding region: 59-811 (250 amino acids)
Source: RefSeq, a predicted model, not a curated record
UGUUGUGAUUGCUAAAAAGUAGAAUCACCUAGAGAAUAAAGGAGACGGUUUUUCCUUCAUGGCCCAUGGCCGGAGGAGCAACAAGAGGCCUUUGCCCGUGGAAACCUUUCGCGUGCCACAGGUGCCCCGUGGCAAUUACCUGCACGUUCUGGAAGAGAAACAAAGACUGCAGCUCAAGAAAUUCCUCCUUCACAGGAUGUUUCUGGUGGCCAACAUACAAGCAAACAUGGAGAAAAAAGAAAUCGCUGAGUACUACGACCAAAUGUUUCAGUCAAUCUUGAAGCAUCACCCAGCAGAAGUGGUGACAGGGUUACUUCUCAUUUACCCCACUUCCAUGCUGCAUAUCCUCGAAUCUUCCGACGGGACGCUUCACCAAAUCCUUUUAGAUUAUUUUAACCAGGAAAAGAACGAAUCAGAAUUUUGGGUUCGCAAAAUGAAAAUUAUAGUCAUUUCUCAUAACAUCCCAACAAGACUCUUCACGCAGUGGUAUGUUUCAGUAGUGAAAGUGCCAGUUUUGUAUCUGGAUGAUGUGACACAGUCCCAGACCUUGGAAGAGGUCAUCACAGAUUUUUUCAUUCAGACUCACAAACUGGCGCUCUACUUUUUUAGUACCGUUAAAGUGGGCAUUAAAGGACAGGGUGAUAACUUGCUCCAAGUUGUACCUGACCUGCUCCCCCAAGAACAAACCGUAAAGUAUCUCUGUAAAUGUGAAGAAUUCUUAGAUCCAGCAACAUUCAUAAAUGUGUAUAACAAACCCAUGCAUGUCACCUCGGACUCCGAGGUGAUGUGGCCAGCUCCCUCCAGCUUCUAG